CACCAGGCCCAUGGAAACUCCCCUUCAUAGGCAGCCUCCACCACAUCUCUAUCAAUGCCCUCACACACCACUCUUUUCUCUCCCUGGCACGCAAAUACGGCCCUUUAUUUCAUCUAAAACUAGGCCAGAUCUAUUUCAUUGUCGCCUCAUCCUCCUCCACUGCCUCUGAAAUACUCAAAACACACGAUCAAAUCUUCGCAUCUCGACCCACCAUGUUAGCCGUCAAAACCAUUGCCUACAACUCCAUUGGUAUUGGCUUCUCCCCUUACGGCCCUUACUGGAGACAAAUGCGUAAGAUAUGCACUCAAGAGCUUCUGAGCUCAAAAAAGGUGAAGUUUUUUGGAUUUAUAAGAGAUGAGGAGUCUUUGAAGAUCGUGGAAAGGAUUGGUAGGGGGAGUGGAUCGACCACAUUAAAGGUGAAUAUGACAGAAAUAUUUAUGGACGUAUUGAAUGUGAAUAUAAUGAGGGCGGCAUUUGGAAAGGAUUGGGAGAGUAACAGAGAGAGAUUUUUGAAGGCGUUAAAGGAGACAAUGAUGUUGUUGCCUUUGUUGAGGUUGGCGGAUUUGUUUCCUUCGUUGGGGUUUGUGAUAAGUGUGUUGGAUGGGUCGAGGGUGAGGAUGAAGAAUGUAAGGAGAGAGAUCGAUGUGAUUUUGGAUGAGAUAAUUGCAGAGCAUGUGAUCAAGAGGGAAGCAGGGAAAGGGGAUGGGGAGGAGGAUUUUGUUGAUAUUUUAUUGAGGGUGAAAGAGAAGGGCGAAUUUCAAAUCCCACUAGCCGUUGAGAACAUCAAAGCUGUCAUCUUGGACAUACUUGUGGGGGCAACUGAAACUACAUCUGGGACGUUAGAUUGGGUGAUGACAGAGCUAACCCGACAUCCAGAAAUCAUGCAUAGAGCUCAACUUGAAAUUCGAGAAGCCCUUAGAGGAAAAACAGUAAUAGAAGAAAGUGACAUAAAUAAGCUCGACUAUCUAAAAAUGAUCAUCAAGGAAACUUUGCGAUUGCACCCUCCUCUACCCUUGCUAAUCCCUAGAAUUUGCAACAAAGAAACUAAGCUUUUAGGGUUUACCAUACCUUCCAAAAGCUGGGUGGUGGUGAAUGCAUGGGCCAUUGGAAGAGAUCCAGACUAUUGGGAGAAUCCUGAGAGCUUCAAUCCAGACAGAUUCAAACAAUGUACAGUGGAUUUCAUAGGGGCAAAUUAUGAUUACAUUCCAUUUGGUGCUGGGCGUAGAAUAUGUCCUGGGAUGGGAUUUGCUUUGGCUGGGAUAGAGCAUUUUCUUACUCUUCUGCUCUAUCACUUUGACUGGGAGCUUCCAGAUCCAAAGGUAUUUGAUGUUGAUGAGGGAUUGACUGGCUCAGCAAGGAGGAAAAAUGAUUUAUAUUUGCUUGCCAGGCCUUAUUCUCCAAUAUCAGACGUGUGAUUUUCAUUUUUAUCAUUGUCAUUAGCUUUGUCUCUACUGUUUCUGUAAGCUUUAUGAACGGAUCUAUCUUUGAAAGG
This is a messenger RNA of Dendrobium catenatum, 1492 nucleotides long. RefSeq names its product premnaspirodiene oxygenase-like. The record is from RefSeq and is a predicted model, not a curated record. Bases 213 to 1415 code for a protein of 400 amino acids. NCBI's taxonomy places the organism in Eukaryota, Viridiplantae, Streptophyta, Magnoliopsida, Asparagales, Orchidaceae. The transcript is spliced from 2 exons. Gene Ontology annotation, molecular function: monooxygenase activity; heme binding; iron ion binding.